Aspergillus campestris IBT 28561 is the source of this 1521-nucleotide messenger RNA. Its product is annotated as putative D-arabinitol dehydrogenase ArbD. Bases 234 to 1373 code for a protein of 379 amino acids. The record is from RefSeq and is a predicted model, not a curated record. The transcript has 5 exons. Gene Ontology annotation, molecular function: oxidoreductase activity, acting on NAD(P)H, oxygen as acceptor. Gene Ontology annotation, cellular component: intracellular anatomical structure. Lineage: Eukaryota; Fungi; Ascomycota; Eurotiomycetes; Eurotiales; Aspergillaceae.
GAGCAAUUGGGUCCAAGACUCCAUAUGGGGUGGUGCUGAGUCCUCUGUCAUCCUGUUUGUCUUUUUUCAAAUAACCCCACCCCCGCAGAGGACACACAAACCGUCCCCCAUUGUUGGCAUUAGUUUAUUUGUGCAUUGUCUGUUGUGUGUUACAAGUAUUUUUCUUUCCUUCUUGCAUCGAUCGUUUCAUUUAUUUUCUUCUUUGUCUAUACUUUGUUUGCCCACACGCCAAAAUGUUUAGAACUACCGUCGCUCGUCAAGCCAUCAAAUAUCUCAAUCACACCGCCGUCCGCCCAGCUUCAGUAUUCCCCCGAUCAUCCAGUGUCAAUAUCACCCGUCGUCCCCUCUCAUCCACCUCCCCCCGGGCCAGCAAAGAAGAAGAGGAUAAAGCCGCAAAAGAUCCCCUCUUGACCGCAACCGACAGAGCACGCCAGGGCACAUUGGGCGACAAAGAGGGCCGCAAUGCCCGUGUCGAUGAGAACCUGCAGAUCGAGUACCCGCCUGAUGAGGAUAUGCCUCGCUCUCCGGUCGUCCAAGGCCGGGGAGGUAUGCAUUUCAAACGGACCCUGGCCGCAUUUUCCCUCGAGAAUAAGGUCAGCGUGGUGACGGGUGGUGCUCGUGGUUUGGGUCUUGUCAUGGCUCAGGCGCUGGUGGCAUCGGGGUCACAUCUUGCGAUUGUUGAUCUAAAUAAGACGGAAGCCGAGGAACAGGCCGAUAAACUGGUAGAGCAGUUCCGCAAGGAGAACCCGGGCGUCCAAGAUGACGAAAUGCCGAGGGUUACCGCCCAUUACUCAGACGUGGCCGACCCGGACUCAGUGAGCACCGUACUAGCUGAGGUUAUCGAUAAGCACGGCAGGAUCGACAAACUGGUCACCUCGGCUGGGUUCACCGAGAAUUUCGACGCCAUCUCCUACCCUUACGAUCGCAUCCAGAAGCUCUGGGGCGUCAAUGUGGACGGCACGUACCUGUUCGCGACCGGUGUCGCCCGACACCUUAUGGAGCGCAAGGCCCCCGGCAGCAUUGUCAUGAUCGGUAGCAUGUCUGGGGCGGUUGUGAAUGUGCCGCAGCCACAAGCGCCGUACAAUGCCGCCAAGGCUGCCGUUCGCCAUCUGGCGGCGUCGCUCGCCGUCGAGUGGGCCGGCCAUGGGAUCCGAGUUAACUGUAUCAGUCCGGGUUACAUGUUGACUGCGCUUACGCGCAAGAUUCUGGAUGAGAAUCCGGAACUCCGCGACAAGUGGAUCUCGCUCAUCCCCACCGGCAAGAUGGGCACGCCGGAGGACCUGAUGGGCGCCGUGGCCUUCCUUCUUAGUGACGCCUCACGAUAUGUCACUGGUGCUGACCUCCGUGUCGACGGUGGCUACACCCUGACUUAGAAUUUAGACCGUAAGAUGUACAGAAUCCACCUCAAUUACAAUGUUGUGAAUAAUGCGUUGCUCAUUCAUUGACUGUGGUCAUGACAUAUGAACAUUGAAUAGCGUUGAAUUUUUGUUUUCCCGUCCUGUUGGUUUGUUUUGCUAGAGC